CUGGUACACGCACAACGGUCCCGGCCCAUUGCCCGUGCUUAGUGGUCCACGCGUGCGUCUACUCGGUCCAAUACUCGCCAUCGAGGCGGUAACUAGCGAAGAUUCUGGUGUCUACAAAUGUACUGCCAGCAAUGUGGGCGGUGAAGCGAGCGCCGAAUUGCGCCUCACAGUGGCCACACCCAUACAAGUGGAGAUCUCACCGAACAUACUGAGCGUACAUAUGGGCGGUAAUGCCGAAUUUCGUUGCAUUGUCACGAGUAAUGGCAGUCCGGUGGGCAUGCAAAAUAUACUGUGGUACAAGGAUGGACGACAACUGCCAUCAUCGGGUCGCAUAGAAGACACUUUGAUGGUGACGCGUGUGAGUCGUGAAAAUCGUGGCAUGUAUCAAUGUGUGGUGCGGCGACCGGAGGGCGACACCUUUCAGGCGACAGCGGAGCUGCAGUUAGGAG
Rhagoletis pomonella (apple maggot) is the source of this 449-nucleotide messenger RNA. Its product is annotated as Down syndrome cell adhesion molecule-like protein Dscam2. The annotation marks the transcript as partial. The record is from RefSeq and is a predicted model, not a curated record. The transcript has a single exon. Lineage: Eukaryota; Metazoa; Arthropoda; Insecta; Diptera; Tephritidae. Gene Ontology annotation, biological process: cell-cell adhesion.